AUGGAGCAUGGGUCGUUGGACGAUUCAAGCUCGUCGACGUUCUCUAUCAUGGAGGAGGACCAUACCCUCGCCAACUCUGUCAGAUUCGUCCUCAACCAGGACCCAAGGGUGGCAUUUUGUGGAUACAGCAUCCCUCAUCCUGCUGAGAACAAAGUUAACAUACGGGUUCAGACUACAGGAGAUCCAGCCAAGGAUGUUCUGAAAGAUGCAUUGCAAGACCUGAUGGUGAUGUGCCAGCAUAUAAGGGGGACACUUGACACUGCAGUAGCUGAUUUUCGGGGGAACAAACCAGCAGAAGCCAUGGACAUCGAUUUGAACAAAAAAUAG
Molecule: messenger RNA, 327 nt
Organism: Miscanthus lutarioriparius
Lineage: Eukaryota; Viridiplantae; Streptophyta; Magnoliopsida; Poales; Poaceae
Source: the annotation of a GenBank genome assembly